Messenger RNA from Phasianus colchicus (ring-necked pheasant), 3171 nucleotides. RefSeq lists its product as uncharacterized. Lineage: Eukaryota; Metazoa; Chordata; Aves; Galliformes; Phasianidae. The record is from RefSeq and is a predicted model, not a curated record.
UUUCUCCUUAACAAGUAUAGGUAGGGAGGUGUUUAUGCUAUAUAUAUUUGUAUUUCUAGCAGGAUAUAUCCUAUUCUUCACUAUAGUAACUAUAUAGAGAUUUAGGAGUUAACAAUGAUGUGGGGGAGAGAGCAAUUAGUAGUUUUGAUUUUGACAGUGGUCCCCUUCAAAGAAUGUCUUAGUCAACUGAUUGCUUGGGAAAAGGAUGACCUGCAGAGGGGAGUGGGAGGAUAUCCUGUUACGAUGUGGGUGAAUGUAACAAGGAGAGAAACGCCUCAGACUGUCACAUUUGAUGCUUGCAAUGUGAUAGCCUGUGGGAGCUUGAGUGCCCAACGACAAUUGAGUCAUGAAGAUAAAUACCUGUGUCCUGAAUUAGGCAUGAAUAAGAGAUCCCCUUGUGGGGGAUGGAAUAAUGUAUGGUGGACGACUGUCUAUCAAGGCUGGACAUACACCCCAGGGAUAUCUGAUACAUUGCAAUCACACACCCUAAAAGAACGGAUUAGUAUGUUUAAGGGAAUUGUCCAACCAGACUGCCAGGCCUUGCAGUGUAAUCCAGUAACAAUUACAAUAAGCAAGGCUGAUAGCCUUGUUAACAUCACCUUUGGCAUUGGAAUAAACAUACGAGGAAAAGACCCAGUAGCUAGAUUCAGAAUAGCCGUAUGGGAUUCAUUACUUGAUCAUACUCAAAAUGUCCAGGAUAAGAAAAAAGGAGUGAAAAAUCCUCCUAAAAAUCCUGCAGCUGUAGCAGUUACAGAAAUAAAAGAUCUCAGACAAACAUUUGAAAUUGAGACAGGAUAUGGAGAUGUGAAUGCCUGGGUAGAAUGGGUUAAGUAUACUGUCCAGAGUCUCAACCAUAGCAACUGCUAUGCUUGCGCAUCAGGGCGGCCUGUAGCUCAGGUAGUACCCCUUCCACUGGGGUGGACCAAGGAUUCCCAAGAUAUGCAAUGUAUGAUUGCCCUGUACCAGGAGAAAACUGCCUGGGGAAAUGAAGCCUGUAAAUCUCUGUCCCUACUGUUUCCCCCGAUAUCAGAGAUGGAUGCCAGAAUCCCUCCAGCAUUCUCCACGGCCAUAGGUAACCAUACAGCUUGUCUCUCAAGACAGGGUGUGAAGGCUACCAGGUCUGUAGGGAAUUUCUCACUAUGCAGUGAAACCUUGGAUGUUACAAAAGAUUUAGCAGGGAACUAUUCAAGGCUGGGAAUCCCUAGAGCGGAUCUCUGGUGGUAUUGCGGUGGGAAGAUCUUAUGGUCCACUCUCCCAUCUAAUUGGGGAGGUACCUGUGCACUUGUUCAACUGGCUAUACCGUUCACUCUGGCAUUUGAGAAGGAUCUAUCACACACUCACAAAAGGAACAAAAGGAGCCUAGGAGUCUCAUUUGAUGAUGAUGCAAUAUAUAUAGACUCAGUUGGGGUGCCCAGAGGUGUCCCUGAUGAAUUUAAGGCUAGAAAACAAAUUGCUGCAGGAUUUGAGUCACUAUUCUGGUGGGUAACAAUUAACAAAAAUGUAGAUUGGAUAAACUACAUCUAUUACAAUCAGCAGAGAUUUAUAAACUAUACAAAGGAGGCAACAGAGGGAAUUGCAGAACAAUUGGAUGCUACAAGCAGGAUGGCCUGGGAGAAUAGGAUCGCCCUAGACAUGAUACUAGCUGAAAAAUGGGGUGUAUGUGUAAUGUUGGGCUCUCAUUGCUGUACUUUCAUCCCAAAUAACACAGCCCCAGAUGGCACGAUAACUAAAGCAUUACGGGGGCUUACUACUCUUGCAAAUGAAUUAGCAGAAAACUCAGGAAUAGAUAGUUCUCUCGCUGGAUGCUUGGAGUCCUGGUUUGGCAGAUGGAAAGGGAUGAUUGUGUCCAUAUUUACUUCUUUGAUUGUGGUGGCAGGAUUCCUGAUGGCCAUUGGUUGCUGUAUUAUCCCCUGCAUGAGGGGAUUGGUACAGCGACUAAUAGAAACUGCGCUGCUGAAGCAAACAAUAAUGGAGCCACCACCAUACUCGGAUGAAAUGAUAGUAUUAGAAGAAAUGGAGAAUGAAGAAAGUGAAGAAGUUUUUAGAAUCAUACCUUAGAAAAGAAUUGCAGACAUCAAUAUUGUAAAAGAAAAAAAGGGGGGAAUUGUGGAAAGUGCAAAUGAUCUCUAUGCAUUGGAUAUUGAAAAGGGCAAAUGGUCUGAAGAAGUAAGCUGUAGCAUAUCCUUAGAAAUAGCUGAUGUGAAAAGUAGAAAUACCAUAUACAUAUUAGUAACAUAUCUUAGAAACGUAGUUACUGAAUUACAUGACAAAUUCUUUCUCACAAAGCUGCAAUAGACUUUAAAUGUUCUAAACAUUUAGGGUGUUCGUUAGGCCAGCAGAAGUGAAAUACAUUUAACAAGUUUUCAAGGAGUCAGGGCCUUUACACAAAGCAGAACUGUCCCAAUCUAUGGGAAUGUUAGGAUGCCAUAAGCAGGCUUCAAGGUACUCCCCUCUAUCCUCCUUCCAAGCUUAUCUCUAUGCAGGGACAGAUGGAUGACCAGAGCAAUGACCCAGUGUAAAAGGCACAAAUGCUAGGGGGUAGUUAAACAAUGAAGAGGUUAUGUUUAUGUUUAUGUUGUAAAGCAGGCAUCCAAAAGUUAUGACCAGUUGUCUGUUAAGAAAGCAACUGUUAGAAGGCAAUUAACCAAGUGAGAUAUUUGUGUUUGGGUGGCAAGGAUUUGUGUUUCCUUGGUAUUUGUGUGAUUAGUGAAGCAUCACGAAAGAGUGUGAACCUGCAGUACUCAGCCAAUGAGGACCCAGGGGAGAAAGAGAUAAGCGUGGGGCAACAGGGGAUAAAAGAUGUAACGCUGUUUUCUGUGUGCGCUCCUGCUUGCAGGAGGCCUGCCAUUGCAAUUGCAAAUAAAAUCUGCUUUAUCAGAGAUACCGUCCUGGAAAACUAUUUGGAUAUUUCCAACACCUCCAUCAGGAAACCCUGCUGGAAUAACCACUUUCCAGCAUACCUUCAGCAGUCACUGUGACUGACCAGGUCCGAUCCUCCUUGUUGCCUCCCUUAUCACUUGUUGGUCAAGAUUGUGAUGCUGUUUGCUCUUAAUUAUGACUUUCUCCUUUCCUUACUAUUGUUUUUUCUUUCUCCACUAGAAAUGUCCUUAAUCAGAGAGCCUUAAAGAAACUGUACUCUACCUCAACAUUUCUUACUUUUGCUGUUGUUUG